Molecule: messenger RNA, 798 nt
Organism: Didymodactylos carnosus
Lineage: Eukaryota; Metazoa; Rotifera; Eurotatoria; Philodinida; Philodinidae
Source: the annotation of a GenBank genome assembly
AUGCCACAGAUUCUCAAACAUGCCACUAGAGAAAGUGAAGAUGGUAUCAGUGGUUUACCUAGUGAACGUGGUAAAAAUGGUGGAAAUAUUUAUUUCAUUGCGAACAAAGAAUUUCGAGGAAAGAUGAAUAUAGAAAAAUUUAUUACAUUAGUAGGUGAUGGUGGUAAAGGUGGCAGUGGUGGUUAUGCAGGUAAUGGUCAUAAUGGAAAAGAUGGAACGGAUGCGAGUGAAGAAAAUACUGUCCCUUUUUAUUCUUUUGAUGAUCACCAUUUAAUCAAAGGAACAGAAUGUACACGAGGUGGGGAUGGCGGUAGAGGAGGUCAUGCUGGUGAUGUUCAUAAAAAUAAUACUGUCCGCUUUUUUCCUUUUUAUGGUCACCAUUUAACCAAAGGAACAGAAGGUACACGAGGUGGAGAUGGCGGUAGAGGAGCUGAUGCUGGUUUAGGUGCAUUUGGCGGGCAUGCUGGUGAUGUUCAUAUUGAAGAAAAUCAACGCUUAAUUACUAUGAAAUUCGCGGAAAUAAUUGAAUCAAAAGAUAAAUCGAAUACUAACGGCGAGUUAGGAUUACCUGGCCAAGGCGGAAAAGGUGGAUCUGAUGGAAAUGAUAUUCUCUACGUCAAAGGUUAUUAUAUCUCAAAAAAUAAAGCUCAUAGAGGACAUAUUGAAUUAGUCGAUACAGAAGAUUCAUUUUUCGGUGAAUACAAAGUUAAUUUUAAGUUUAAGAAAAAAAUUGUGAAAAGUUAUGAAAUGGAAAUUAUAAGUGGAAAAUCAACUGAUGUACAAUUAAAGACUCAUUAA